AUGAGUGCACCUUGUAGUCUUGAACAUUGUCAUACAAAUCUUUUUGCUCUGCAAAGUUUAAAUGAUAUGAAAUGGAAAUGUUUUCGUCGUUCAUUAAAUUAUCGUUUAGAAGUAAAUCAUUAUAAAGAUCCUGUUUUAAUUGCUUAUUGGAAUGCAUUACGUACUGAUACAUUAUGCGCAUGGAGACGUGUUUUAACAGAUGAUGGACAAAAAACUGAAAAAGAACUUUGGUUAUUUGGAAUAAAUGAAGAUUUACCAUCGGAAUUACCUAAUUUAAGACCAAUUAAUCAAGCAAAUGGGUCAUGGAGUGAAAAUGCUUUAUCUUAUGAUUGUCGAUCAAUGUUAUUUAAAGCCUUACACAAUAUGAUUGAAAAAUAUUUAUUAUCAAAAGGUUUUGCUCGAUUAAAUAAAUGGUUUGUUUUACCAAUAAAUGAUCAUUCCGAUGUUAAAGUGCCAAAUUUUUCAUUUAAUUUCAAUUUUUUUCUUCAUGGAGAUAAUAAAGUAUGUGCAAGUGUUGACGUACAACGUCAUCGAUAUAUUUAUAAUUUAACAAGUAAAGAUCUCGAAAAAACUUCACCAUCAAAUGUUAUCUUAGCACCAUAUGGUAUUAAUGGAAUGCUUACUGGUCAUGUUAGUAGAGAUAUUGAUUUAAAUAUAUUACGAGAAAAUUGGGAAAGAAAUUAUCCUGUUCGACAUAUUGAUGGUUUACCAGAUUUUGUUGAAGUUACUGCUGGUAAUAUUCGAAUGUUUUAUCCAACAUGUUAUGUAUAUAAAAUUGCUUCAAAUAAUGAUCCAUCUUCAAGUAAUGAAACAACUCCUCCAAAUAAAAAAACAGAUUUAUCUUCAACAAAAAAAUCGAAAACACCAACAUCAUCAAAUAUUCAAUCAACACCUCCACCACCACCACCACCACCUCCAACAACAACAACGACAACAUCAUCAAUCAAUACACGAUUAGAUUUAUUAUCAAAUAAUAAUAAAAAUGAAAAUAUUCUUAUUAAAAAUUUAGCUAAUCAAUUAUUAAUCAGUGCACAAAGAAAUAAUUGUAUUGAUAUUGAGAAAAGACAAGAAAAUAAAUGUUUAUCAAUAAGUGAUCCAAUGAAUCGUCGUAUAUGUCGAUGUCAUCAAUGUUUAACAUCAGCAACUCGUUUAUCGACAUUCAUUCCAUUUCAUCGCCGUCCUUGUACAACUCCACCUGUUCUAACAGAUCCGUCCUCAAUUCGAACAAAAAUUGAACCAAUUAAAACUGAAAAUACAUCUGAAUCAAAUGAAAAUACAAACACAUUAACACAAAAUGAUGUUUUAGUAUUACAAUCAACAUCAUCACCAACAGUAAAUAAUCCUAUAUUAUCAAACCCACCAACAACAAAUGAUAAAACAACUGAAUGGUCAGCACCAACACCAAGUAGUGUUAGUAUAAGUGGACCACCAUCUGUACUUGCACCAAUAACAAAUUUAAAUUCUAUACAAACAAAUUCACCUGUACCUAACUCAACAUCAUCAAGGGGUUUAAAACGUUCAGCUACAAUGGCUUUCGAUGAUUUAUCAAUAAUUGAAGAUGAUGAACGAGAGCAACAUAAACAAACAUAUGAUUUUCAACGAACAGAUACUUUUUUACAAUUACCAUUAAAACGUUUUCGUCCUGAUCCAAAUACAAUUAUAAAUAAUAUACAAUCAUCAUUAACAAUAAAUAAUUCAUCAACAUUAAUAAUAACUGAUCAUGUUUAUCGACAUGGUCAACCAACACCACCAAGUCCUAGUCAUUUAUUAUCUCGAACAGAUCCAUAUGAAUUUGGUGAUGAUGAAGAUUCAAUAUCACGAAAUAUAUAUCCACCAUCAACACCAACAAAUAAUAUUCGUCAAAAUCAAACAUCAUUUAAUACAAUUGAUGGACCAUCAAUUACAGAUCUUGAUACAAUUAUUGAUUCACAUGAUACAAAUGAAAAUAAAAAUACGAAUUCAAAUGUUCUUUCACAUAUUCUUUCUAAUGGUGGUGUUAAAUCACCUAUGCGUAAAGAUAAUUCACUUAUACAUCCUAUUUUACCACCACCACCACCUCCUUCAACAAACUUAUCAAUACCUAAUGGUAAUACAUUUCCUGUUAAUAAAUCACUUAAUGGAGUUUUUCAUGAAUUAGAGCAAAUUUAUAAUACACCACCUGGUUCAUCAUCAUCUGAAAAACUUCAAGCAUUACAUUCACCAUAUGCUAUUAUGGUUGAUAGUGUUAGUAGUGCAGCAACAACACUUGAUAUGCUUAAUCAAUUUAGUCAAGAAUCCAUUAUAGCUCCAUUUGAAUCAAUAACUGUUGAUGAUCAUUCAUCAUAUCAUCCAUUAAAAAAAACUUUAUUAACAAAACCAAUAAAACGUUAUGAACCAUCAAAAUCAUUUUCUAUAUCAAUAUCAUCUCAUCAUAAACCUUUAAAACAUUGGAAACGAACAUUAACAAUAAAUGAUUAUUCUUCAAGUCCAUUUAAUAAUCAACAAAUAAUUCGACAACAACCAACACCACGUUCAUCCGAUAUACGUAAUACAUCAAUGUCAAUAUCAAAUGUUCCAACACCAACAAUGUAUUCUCCAAUGAAUAAUAAUCCAUCAAUACGUUCAACAGAUUUACAAUCAUCACCAUUUCCAAUACGUUCUGUUGGUAGUGUACAAGCUUUAAAUAGUCCAACACCUUAUACACAAUCAACAAUAAUAAAUCAACCUGAAGUUGAUUCAUUAUUAUUUAAUGUUUUACUUAAUGAUAGUAUUUUAAAUUUUUUUCGUGAUAUGAAUUUUGAUUCAUGUGUAUUAUGUGCAUGUACACCAAAUGAAUUAAAUAUACGUGGUAUUGAUUCAACAAUUUAUUUAGAAAAACCAAGAGAUUUUCUUAAAUCAUCAAUAUCAACAACAAGUGGACAAAAUCCAACAACACAUUCACCAUAUCAUCCACAUAUGUAUUCACAUCAAUCUUCAUAUCAUAUUCAUCCACAUUCAGCAGUAUAUGCUCAACAGCAACAGCAACAACAACAACAUGUCAUUCCAUCAACAAAUAAUAAUAAUAAUAAUAAUAAUUCAUGUUCAUGUGGUUUUUCUGCUGUUGUUAAUUUACGUUUAAGCUAUUUAUCAGGUUUAUUUUAUGAAGAUGAAAUUGAAAUAACAGGAAUAAAAGCUGAUUUAAAAUAUCGUACAUCAAAUGAUCAAGUACCUGUUAAUUUAUUAGAAUUAAUUGAACGUAAAGAAUGUUUACCAUCACCAUUUGAUUAUUGUUUUAAUAAAAAUAUUCAAACAUCAUUGAUAAAUAGAAAAAAUGAUCAAGAUAUUUCACAAACAUUAAAACAACCUGUUUAUCAAUUUGAAAAUUUGGCAUGUCGUGCAGCAAUUGAACAAUCUCGAAAUAUUGUAAACAGUUCAACUACUGAUGAUCUUGACAAACAUCAUUGGUUACAUCAAUGGUCAUAUUCCACAUCUCCACUUGAUUCUGAUCAACAAUUAAUAACUAUGUUACGUUCAUUACAACCAUUAUUAGUUGAAGCAUUAAAAAAACGUAAUGUUAAUGGUUUAUGGAGUACAAUAGAUGGUCCAUUAACAUGGAAAUCUUUUCAUCAAUUAUUAUAUGUACAAAAUCAACAUGUACAACUUGAAGAACAAAUAAGUGGACCACAACCAAUUCCAUAUCUUCUUGCUGGUCUUGAUCGUGAAUGGGUUAUGUUAGCACCAUAUAGUUUAAAAUUUUGGGAUAAAUUAUGUCUUGAACCAUAUUCAAAAAAUAAAGAUAUUGCUUAUGUAUGUGUUGUACCGGAUAAUGAUUAUAUAUGUUCAAUGACAAAAAUUUAUUUUCGUGAAUUAUCAACACAUUAUGAAUUAUGUCGAUUAGGUUUACAUAGACCUUUAUUAAAAGCAUUUUCUGAUCAAGGUCUUUUACGUAUAUCUCAAAAUACAAAUGAUUCAAUACAACUUCCAAAUGUUGAUCAAUGGUUUACAGAUCAUGAAACAACACAUCCACUUGGAACACGAUUAAAACUUUAUGCUCAAACAAUUAAAGGACAACUUUUCAAUCUUUUGUCAACUCAACCAUUUGAUAAUACAUUAUUAGAAGAAGGUACAUCACGUCGUGAUGUAUUUCGUACUCCUAAUGAUGUUUCAAAUCCAUCAUCUUCACUUGAUCUACAUUCAUCAAGUAAUGAUUUAACAAAUAGUGGUUAUGCUCUUUCACCACCAUCAUCAUCAUCGACAACAACAACAGCAACAACAAUACCAACAACGAAUAAUCUCAUAGCAAAUAAUAUUUAUACAACAGGAUCGCCAGCUACUGAUGUUUUAAGUUUAUCAUCAAAUAAUAAUUCAUCAUUAACUAAUGGUACAUUUGUUAAUGGUCAUCAAGUUGAUCCAAUUGAUUUACAAGCAUUUGAAUCAUUUCAUCAAGGUCGAACAUCAAAUGAUGAUCAAUUUUUUAUUGUUAUCUAUCUUAUUGAUACAUUUCGAUAUGAAAUAACAGCAUCAAUGACUGACGAGAAUGGAAAUAAUAAUACAUCAAUUGAUGAUAGAAUUGAUGCAUAUGUUAAAAAAGCUAUUUUUCGUGCCUAUAUGGAUCUUAUUAAAGAUUUACCAGAAAAAAUUUCAAUUCGAGUUAAUAUACAGCUUAUUCCAUUUGAAGCAAUAGUUAAUCAACAAGUUGAAUCUGAUUCCGAAUUACGUUUAACUCAAUUAAAACGUUUAGCAUUUAAUGUAUAUGGACAAUUGAAACGAACAGUUUCUUAUACAACACGUGCAAAAUCUUUAACUGGUUUUGGUCCAGCUGCAUCUGAAGAAAAAAUGCCAGCAAAAAUUGUUAUGCAACUUUAUACACCAGCAUAUAUACUUUCACCGAAAUCAGAUUUUCGUUUUAAAGCUUUUGCUGAUAUAACAGAACAGACAAAUAUAAAUGGAAGUAUUUUAUUUUGUUCAUAUUGUUUAUCAGAUGAUCAACGAUAUUUAUUAGCUUCAUGUUCAGAUGAUAGAGGAGAAUUAUUAGAAACUUGUUCAUUUAAUAUUGAAGUGCCUGAUAGACAUAGAAGAAAAGUACAACAUGCAAGACGUAUUGGUUUACAAAAAGUAUGGGAUUUUAUUAUGCGUGUUGUUACAAGUACAACAAUGCCAUGGAGAAUUGUUAUUGGACGAUUAGGAAGACUUGGACAUGGAGAAUUAAAAAGUUGGGGAAUAAUUUUAUCGAAAAAAAAUCUUGUUCGUUGUGCAACAUUAAUACGAGAUUCAUGUUCAAUGUGUCAUAUAUUACGUUGUCAUGAUCAACCAGUUAUUUUAUCAGCAUGUUUAAUAUCUAUGGAAACACAUCCAUCAUUAACAGUUCUACCAGAAUCACUUGAACUUGGAGAAAUACGUGGAACACAAGCACCUAAUAAUAAUGCAACAACAAUGCAAAAUGGUGGUCAAGUAUUAGAUGAUAUUUCUGUUACACAUAUUCUUACAUUACCAACAUCAGCAUCUGUGCAACAUGUUCAAACAAUGCCUCGACCUAAUGAUCAUCGUUCAACUGUUGAUAAUGAAGAUGAUUUAUUUAGUAAAUUAUUUGAAGAUCUUGAUCCUGAAGGUCCACCUAAUGAAGCUUUCGAUAAUAUAACAUCUCCAACACCAGUUGACUUAGAAUUUUCAUCAAAUUAUGCUGAUAUGAAUCAUAAUGGUAAUACACAUGGUUUAUCAACAGGUCAACAUAAUCGUUUAGGUAAUUCUUCUAAUGCUCAUAAUGAUUAUCAUAAUAAUCAUCCAUAUGGAAAUUCUUCUAAUGGUACAAAUCUUAAAUCAAAUUCUUAUCAACAUUUUGAAUAUGAAAUCGAUAUGAAUGAUAAUCCAUCUUUACAUCAACAACCAUUAGCACUUGGUUUUUAUGUUUCAACAAUCGGUACAUUAAAUCCAUUACCAUUAUGGAUGUUACAUGGAAAAUUUCAUCAACGAACAAAUAAUUCUUGUAGUGUAUUUAAAGCAACAUUACAUGUUAGUGUACCGAAUGCUCAACAUUCAGAUGAUAUGUUAUUUGCUCAAAGUAAUGAUCAAAAAUUAACUCAUCCAUUAGAUUCAAAUUAUACAUAUGUUGUACUCAGAUACGUUCUUGAAUCUUAUAAUCGUCUAUCAUGGCUACUAAUUGAUGCAAAAACUAAUGAACGUGCCAGUUGUUUACCAAUUCAUAUCGAAACAUUAUUAAGAUUAUAUCAUGCCUUUGUCAAAUUUGUAUGA
Rotaria sp. Silwood2 is the source of this 6207-nucleotide messenger RNA. NCBI's taxonomy places the organism in Eukaryota, Metazoa, Rotifera, Eurotatoria, Philodinida, Philodinidae. The record is from the annotation of a GenBank genome assembly.